UGCACACCUUGGCACGGCUGAGUCAUGUCAGAGCGAGAGUGAUGUCCUCUCCUGUCCCUCUCGGUGGCAGGAUCUAGGGGGCUACUGCGAGUACGACUAGUACUCCCGGCGAGGCCAAGCCUGGCACGGCACAAGUUUUUUGUGCAUAAGAAUGUUUCGGAAUAUGCAUCAUCUGACCUCAUUGCAGCGUUUUCACUUCGGGCCCGGAGCUUAUAAACCACGCGCUUGCUCCACAGUGCAGAUGUACGUUUGGGAGGGAGCAGUGGAGCAGUCUCGCCGAGCUCUUAUAGGCAGUUUCCAGCUUCCAAUUUUCUGAGUCCGUCGGUAAUCGUUUGCACAGAUCAGCGAAGUUCCUGAAUGAGUGAGGGACAGCAGUUUCUGGGCUCGAUUUCACUUCAUUGCGGCCGGCUCUUUAGCAGAUCGGUAGAUCAACUGAAUAUGGAACAAGGACAUCAACUUCCACCUUAUGCCAUCCCUGGACAGACAGAACGCUGGGACUUGCGAGACUCCAUGCAGCGCAAUUGAUUUCAGCUUCUAGGCCGAUGCACGGAUGAGUGUCCCCGGACAAAGUCGCAGUUCAUGUUCCUUCACUCGAUAGGCGCACGCAGCAAAGGUCAGAUGGAGUAAGGAAGAGAGAGAGGCUCACAGGUCGUCGUUCGUGGUCGGCUGACGAGCUCCGCAUUGCCGGGAUUGCAGCUUCUCUUGAUCAUGAGUAAAAAGAGAAGAUCGAGUCUGGAGCUGACGACGGCUGAUCGAAUGUAUCAGAAAACGAGCUCUUUCGUGGACAUUUACCCGGAUGAAGAGAAGCAGCACCUGCUCAAUGGCGCGAGAGCGCUCUCGAGAAAAUUGAGCUACAAACCGGCAGUGAACUAUUGGCCGCCUCAUGAUCAAAUUGAGUACCUGAAGUCGUCCGCGCGGACGAGGCAGUGGGGAAUCGUCGGAGAUUUGUUGGCCGAGCUCUUGGGCACGCAAGAAGAGGAUCCUCUAAAAUCGCUUCUGCAGCUGAACCUCGCCGAGUUCACGGACGUAAUCCGCUGGGCUGCAGAAGACGGCGAAGAGAGAGUCGUGAGGCUGCUGACCGACCGCGAUUUGGCGGACGUGCAUUCUCCGACCUAUCUGGCUGCAUUCCACCAUGCCGCGCAGGUCGGCCACGCGGGGGUCGUCAAGCUGCUGCUGAAGCAUUGCAGGAAAGUGCACAAGAGUUUCAAAGAGUUCAUCAACUCGAGGGAUCUUCCGGAUCAUCAAGACACGGCUCUGCACAGCUCUUGCGCGAAUGGCCAUGUGGGAGUAGUCCGAGAGCUGCUGGAUGAGGCCUUCAUGCCGGAAUUGGACCUGAAUUCGCGCAAUCGCCAGGGGGACACUCCGCUCCACAUCGCCAUCACGAGAGGCAUCGAGACCAAGAACUUGGACGUCGUCGACUUGCUUUGCUCCAAAGGGAAGCAGAAGAAGUUGUUGAUGAACAAGAAGAACAAGGAAGGGAAAACGCCAUACGAGCGCCUCUGGGAGGUGGCCAGCCGAAACACGCUCGACGAGGAGCUGCACGACUGCGCCGAGCUCAUGAAGCAGAUGUUCUUGAAGCAGAAGUCGGUGAAUGACCGUCGCGAUGACUACUACCGUGAGCGCGACUUCCUGCAGAAUGUGGCUACGUCGCUUCUCGUGGGAGCCACUCUCUUGGUCAGCGUUACGUACGGAGGGUUUCUGCAGAUGCCCAAAUUGCCACCACCGGAGGACUUUCUCGAGCCCCAAUCGACCAUUUUUGACCCGAACUCUAAUCUCGGCAGCAGGAAGUACUGGUACAUUCGAGCGAUCGACAUUUUCAGGUGCUCCAAUGCCAUCUCGUUCUUCAUGAGCAUAAUCUCGAUAAUCGCCUCCAUCCGCGUAAUGAUCUCGAGGAGAGAUCGGUCGUUCAUCGAGCGCGAAGUCCGAGACCUCGAACGCUCGAUCCGAGUGGCGUCCAUCGCGCUCACGCUCGCAACUGCGGUUGCGGUCGUCGCCUUCGUCUCCAGCGGGCUCGCGAACAUUCCCGUGGCUGAGAGCGGAUGGUCGAAAGUGAUUUCUCUCUGGGGGAAGCACGAGUACAUUCCUCUCACUCAGUCCACCACGCUGACGACGUCCCUUCUCGGAUCGAUGUUCGUGGCGCCCAUAGUCGUGAUGCCGCUCGCCAAGGAUUACUACUUCUUCUGGUCGGAGUACAGGGCGAACAUGGGCAACUUCCGCCGCUUGAUGUCAUUAUGUUUCGCGACGGCAUUGAUUUCCACCGUCUUGUUACUGGUUUGCAUGGUGGUCUUCGGCAUGGGGCUCUUGUGAUGGUAGCGGUGUUCAUGGUGCAACCCACGCUUCCGACGAUUGGGAAAUCCGUGUGGCGGCCUCGGUACAUAGGCUUGUCGGGGGCCUUGAUUUGGGCAGGAAUGGCUGUGCAUCAGAAUUUUCGAGGAUUUCGCGUGUUGGUGGGGGUGGUGAUGGUGGGGAAUUUCGAUCCAAAGCGACUGGUGGUCUCGGAAGGACGUUUUCAGUUCUCUUACUCGAAGAAUUCGAGCCUCAAAUCAUCCUCGAAGGGAUCAAAGGCUCCGAACUUCUCGACCUGAAAUCUCCCACACGAGAAGAAGAGAAGAAGAGAAGAAGAAGACCAAAAUGUGCAUACGGUUUCCCGCGAGGAAGCGAAUUAGUAAACAUAAUUGCAGUUAUUGAGCACAUAGUACGGUGCGGAAAGGUCGGAAGAAUUCGUGAGCGGUAUGUCGUUGCGAUCGGUGUUUAUCGUCGAUCCGAGGGAAGGUGUAAAAUAUGGUAGUGACAGAACUAAUAGGUACGCUGACACACGAUGUCGUCGUUCGCCGUGGUUUCUGGCCGUGGUUUGCGCAAGAUAUUGUGACAUACAUGACCUUUCGCCUUUGAACGGAAGGACUGCAGUAGACUAGAGUAGGAGCAGGGCCCAAGGCGGAGUUAAGGCCGUGGGGCCCAUUAUACCAUAGGAGCAAGGGGCACGGAACAAGUAAGCCCUUAUUUUAAUGAAAUUCUCAGACCUGGAAGAGACUCGGAAACAGGUGGGGAAGGAUUUAGUCCUUUGCUCGCACAGAUCUUGGUCAUCACAGGGCAUUAUACAUAUACUGAAUACAACAACCGUUUGUUGGAAUACUAUUCAACUUUCUCUCCUCUAUUUCGCUC
This is a messenger RNA of Marchantia polymorpha subsp. ruderalis, 3162 nucleotides long. NCBI's taxonomy places the organism in Eukaryota, Viridiplantae, Streptophyta, Marchantiopsida, Marchantiales, Marchantiaceae. The record is from the annotation of a GenBank genome assembly.